Arctia plantaginis is the source of this 2787-nucleotide messenger RNA. The record is from the annotation of a GenBank genome assembly. NCBI's taxonomy places the organism in Eukaryota, Metazoa, Arthropoda, Insecta, Lepidoptera, Erebidae.
AUGCACGGAGAGGUGAACAAUGACAGCAUGUCCCCGCCGCGAGCGAUGACCCUGCAAGGCAGCGAGGGUCACGCGGCGGCUGCGAAUGCGGGGCACGCCGUUCGCUGCGCUGGCUACCGGCCACGCUCUAUGCCACAUUUUAUAGAAAAUUUCACGCUUAUUAGGCUAUGUCUACAACACCUACAGGUGAUAUCAUAUUUAACUCAAAUCGCCGACGCCUCCAUGCCGCGCGUGCGCGUAAACUUUAAUUUUUCAAAGCGUCCGCUAGUCAAAUUAAAAACUGUUGUGGAUAAUAUGUUUAGUUUUCGAACUAGAACAGUGUAUUGUUAUAUUAAAGCAUUGUUAGUGAAGACUUUAGUGCAAUUAUUCGUUGUUGCCAAGUGUGAAGUGAGUAAGGCGCAGGCACGAUGGUGCUGGCGGCGCAAAUGCAGCGCGCAGCAAGCAUAUAAGCUGUUGCUGCUGUGGCUGAGCGUCUGUUGUGGGUACAGUGAGGGCCGACGGGACGGUGACCUACACAUCGGCGGUAUCUUUCCUAUGGAGGGCGAGGGAGGGUGGCAGGGAGGGCAGGCCUGCAAACCCGCCGCAGAAUUGGCUCUCGCCGAUGUCAAUGCGCGAUCUGAUUUAUUGUCCGGCUUCAAGUUAUACAUACACAGCAAUGAUAGUAAGUGCGAGCCGGGUCUUGGCGCCAGCGUUAUGUACAACCUGCUGUACAAUCCUCCUCAAAAGUUGCUGCUACUCGCCGGAUGUUCUACAGUUUGCACAACAGUUGCUGAAGCUGCUAAAAUGUGGAACCUUAUGGUCCUAUGCUACGGUGCAUCAUCGCCGGCAUUAUCAGACCGCGCCCGGUUUCCGACAUUAUUCCGCACUCAUCCCUCGGCUACCGUACACAAUCCGACUAGAAUUAAACUAAUGCAGAAGUUUGGCUGGUCAAGAAUAGCUAUCUUACAACAAGCUGAAGAGGUUUUUAUAUCAACCGUGGAAGAUUUAGAGGCGCAUUGUAAGAAGUCUGGUAUUGAAAUUGUAACCCGGCAAUCGUUUUUAUCGGAUCCUGCUGAUGCAGUAAGGAACUUAAGAAGGCAAGAUGCGCGUGUCAUUGUUGGGUUAUUCUACGUGGUUGCGGCUCGGCGUGUGCUGUGUGAAGUUUACAAACAUCGCUUAUACGGCAAGUCCUACGUAUGGUUUUUCAUAGGUUGGUACGAAGACAAUUGGUUCGAAACAAAUUUAGAAAAGGAAGGUAUUGACUGCACCCCGGAACAGAUGCGAGAGGCGGCCGAGGGUCACUUAACUACGGAGGCUCUCAUGUGGAAUCAAAACUCAAACCAAACAACUAUUUCAGGAAUGACUUCUGAAGACUUUAGAUCAAGACUGAACGAAGCUUUACGCGAAGCCGGGUACGACAUCGACGGGGAGAGAUAUCCGGAGGGAUAUCAAGAGGCACCUCUAGCGUACGACGCUGUUUGGGCCGUGGCUUUGGCUUUCAACAAAACGAUGGAAAAACUGGAAAAAAGUGGUCUAAGUCUGAAAAAUUUUACAUAUACGAAUAAGAAGAUUGCCGAUGACAUUUACGAGGCGAUUAACUCGACAUCAUUUCUUGGUGUAUCGGGUCUCGUAGCAUUUUCAUCACAAGGUGACCGCAUAGCUUUGACACAGAUCGAACAGCUGACUGAAAAUCACUAUGUUAAAUUGGGGUAUUACGACACGCAGGCCGAUAACUUGACGUGGUUGGACAGAGAGCGGGUAAUCCAGUGGUCGCAUCCAGCUUGUAAUACUGUGAUGUUAUGUGGAUGUUGCGUCUGUCUAAGUGCUGCAAUCGCCCUGGGAUUGGAUGGACGAUGGGUAUUAGAACAACAUUUCUCUGGCCUUUGUGCUGCUCGUGCAUGGUUGCUGGCGAUCGGGUUUUCUAUGGCAUAUGGCGCAUUGUUUACAAAAGUAUGGCGUGUACAUAGACACACUACUCAACCAAAAGCUGAAACAAAGAAAAAACGUAUCCAUGGCUGGAAAUUGUACACGAUGGUUGGAGGUCUCUUAGUGGUGGACGUAGCACUUCUGACGGCUUGGCAAUUAAGAGACCCACUCAAAAGAAGUGUAGAAACAUUCCCUUUGGAAGCCCCUAGACAUCACGACGAUGACGUGCACAUACGGCCGCAGUUGGAACACUGUGCAAGCAAUCAUAAUACGGUGUGGUUGGGUGUGAUGUAUGGAUACAAAGGAUUGGUUCUUGUGUUCGGUUUGUUCCUGGCCUACGAGACAAGAUCUGUGAAAGUGCGGCAGAUUAAUGAUUCAAGAUACGUUGGCAUGAGUAUUUAUAAUGUAGUCGUGUUGUGUCUGAUUACGGCGCCAAUCACGCUCGUGAUCAUGAGUCAGCAGGAUGCAUCCUUCGCCUUCGUGUCUUUGGCCAUCGUUUUCUGCUGUUUCCUCAGCAUGGCACUGAUAUUUAUUCCUAAGGUAAUUGAGGUGAUUCGUCACCCGACGGAACGCGCGGAGAGCGGUCGCGGUUCUGGCUCAGGCUCCGCCCCCGCUGAUGAGGAGCGCUACCGGGAACUGGUCAAGGAAAAUGAAGAACUGCAGAAACUUAUUGCACAGAAGGAGGAAAGGAUCCGGGUGCUGAAACAAAAGUUAGCGGAGCGGGAAUCAGCAGCAGCGGGCGUGACACAAGGUACGGGGGCAGGCGACCGAGUGCUGGCCGAUCUCGCCACGGCCACCUCCGACUAUGGCACAUCCACCAAUUACACGCGCUCUUCCCGCGCCUCUGUUUCUGACCUCGACUUCUCUGAGAGCUACCUCUAA